AAAAAAAUUAAAAAAAAAUUCACCCAUUCCGUUGCCAUCGAUUUGGCAAAAAAAAAACUAUCUUCUUCUCUCACUCACUGGUCUUCUUCACUUGCUUCUCCACUCCAUUUCAGAUCCAAACCAAAAGAAAUGGAACCAGACGUCAGCAUAGAGACAUCAUGCAUGAUCCGAAUCGCAAUUAUACCAAUCGGACCGGUCCCGCCAACCAUCCUCCGCGACUAUUACUCAAUGUUUCUCCGCCACCACACAAUUCCUCUCUCCGGCAUUAGUUCAUUCUACACAGAGCAUCAAAAAUCGCCAUUUUCCAAUCAGCCAUGGGACACCGGUUCUCUCCGCUUCAAAUUCAUUCUCGGCGGUUCACCUCCUAGUCCAUGGGAAGAUUUUCAAUCCAAUCGCAAGAUUCUCGCCGUCAUCGGCGUUUGUCACUGCCCUUCUUCUCCUGAUCUCGAUUCUGUUAUCGAUCAGUUUAACGCCGCUUGUAAAAAUUACUCUUCUGCCCUUAUUUCUCGCUGUUUCGCCUUUUCGCCUUGCGAUUCUCAGUUGGAGGAUGGAGGUAAACAGGAGGAGAAUUUGAAAUUGUUUCCGCCCGCCGAUCGGGAAACCCUAGAGAUACAUUUGCAGACUAUGAUGCAAGAUAUAGCUGCUUCCUUGCUGAUGGAAUUUGAGAAAUGGGUUUUACAGGCUGAAUCUGCCGGAACUAUACUCAAGACGCCUUUGGAUUCGCAAGCAAGUUUAAGUUCAGAGGAGGUGAUCAAGGCUAAAAAGAGGAGGCUUGCGCGUGCACAAAAGACUAUUGGGGAUUAUUGUUUGUUAGCUGGAUCACCUGUUGAUGCUAAUGCCCACUAUUCGACUGCUCUUGAAUUAGCUAGAUUGACUACUGAUUUCUUCUGGUAUGCUGGAGCUUUGGAGGGUAGUGUUUGUGCCUUGCUGAUAGAUCAAAUGGGCCAAAAGGAUGCAGUUUUUGAGGAUGAGGUUAGGUAUCGGUACGGUAGCGUGAUAUCACAUUACAAGAAGUCAUUUACACCAGAUAAUGCUCAAAGAGUUUCUCCUUUAAGCUUUGAACUUGAAGCUACUCUGAAAUUGGCAAGAUUUCUUUCCAGAAGAGGAUUUACUAAGGAUGUGGUGGAGUUGCUAACUAGUGCUGCUGAUGGUGCGAGAUCUUUGAUUGAUGUCAGUGAUAGACUUGUAUUAUAUGUUGAAAUAGCUCGCUUGUAUGGGUCUCUUGGCUAUCAGAGGAAAGCGGCAUUUUUUUCAAGGCAGGUAGCCCAGCUUUAUAUGCAACAAGAUAAUAGAUUGGCAGCUAUCAGUGCUAUGCAAGUUUUGGCAAUGACCACCAGCGCAUAUCGUGUUCAGAGUAGAGCAUCCUUCUCCAGUCAUCUUCCUUCCAACAAGGAAAUUGGAUCCAGCCAUGCUGAUAAUGGAAAAAUGCAUCACCAGUCAAUUGUUUCUUUAUUCGAGUCUCAGUGGAGCACAUUGCAGAUGGUUGUACUGAGGGAGAUAUUGCUUUCUGCGGUGCGUGCUGGAGAUCCUCUUGCUGCUUGGAGUGCUGCUGCACGGCUACUAAGAUCAUAUUAUCCUCUUAUCACACCAGCUGGACAAAAUGGCCUUGCUAGUGCACUUGCUAAUUCAGCUGAAAGGCUACCUUUAGGAACCCGCUGUGCUGAUCCUGCCUUACCUUUUGUAAGGUUAUAUUCUUUUCCUCUCCAUCCCUCUCAAAUGGACAUUGUAAAACGCAAUUCAGCUAAAGAAGAUUGGUGGGUUGGAUCUGCUCCAUCGGGGCCUUUUAUAUAUACACCAUUCAGCAAAGGGGACCUAAAUGACAGCAGCAAGCAGGAGUUGAUAUGGAUUGUUGGAGAACCAGUUCAGGUCUUGGUGGAGUUGGCAAACCCCUGUGGCUUUGAUCUAAGGGUUGAUAGCAUAUACCUUUCAUUGCAUUCGGAAAAUUUUGAUGCUUUCCCCGUUAGUGUAGAUCUUCCACCUAAUUCAUCAAAGGUGAUCACAUUAUCUGGAAUCCCAACUUCAGAAGGCUCAGUGACAAUUCCAGGGUGCAUUGUUCACUGUUUUGGCGUUAUUACAGAACAUGUUUUUAGAGAUGUCGAUAAUCUGCUUCUCGGUGCUGCACAAGGGCUUGUCCUCUCUGACCCAUUCAGAUGUUGUGGAUCUCCAAAGCUGAGAAAUGUAACUGUUCCAAAUAUUUCUGUAGUGUCUCCACUUCCAUUGCUAGUUUCUCAUGUUGUGGGUGGUGAUGGUGCAAUAGUUCUGUAUGAAGGUGAAAUACGUGGUGUGUGGAUUAGUCUGGCUAAUGCAGGCACAGUGCCAGUUGAACAAGCCCAUAUCUCGCUUUCUGGGAAAAAUCAAGAUUCCGUUGUCUCAAUACCAUAUGAACUCCUAAAGUCAGCACUUCCUUUGAAGCCUGGUGCAGAAGUAAUCCUGCCUGUUACACUAAAAGCUUGGCAGCUUGGAACAAUGGACCUUGAUUUUACUGGUGGUAAGCAUGGCUCUGGAAAUAUUGGGAGACAUUUAAAAGACGGUAGCAGCCCUACAUUGCUGAUACAUUAUGCUGGACCCUUGCCAGAUUCUGAAGAUCCUCCAUCAAAAGGAUCUGCUCUUCCUCCUGGCAGACGCCUGGUUAUUCCCCUGCAUGUUUGUGUAAUGCAAGGAUUGUCUUUUGUGAAGGCUCGUUUGCUUUCAAUGGAAAUUCCUGCUCAUGUUGGUGAAAAUUCUCCAGGACAAGUUCAUAAUGAGCUUAAUAAUGGUAAAGAAGCUAUUAGUCCAAAAAGCAAGAUGGAUGGUUUGGUAAAAAUUGAUCCUUUCAGAGGAAGUUGGGGGUUACGUUUUCUGGAAAUGGAAUUGUCUAAUCCAACUGAUGUUGUAUUUGAAAUCAGCGUCUCUGUGCAAAUCGACAGUCAUGAGGAUAACCUUUCUGCCGAACAAGAUGCUACAGAAUUUAGUUUCCCAAAAUCAAGAAUUGAUAGGGAUUACUCUGCACGGGUUUUAAUACCGCUGGAGCACUUUAAAUUACCUAUUCUCGAUGGUUCUUUUUUCAUGAAAGAUUUUCAGCCUGAUGCGGGUAUUGGCAGCAGAAAUUUAAGCUUCUCGGAAAAGAGCGCCAAGGCUGAACUAAAUGCUUCCAUUAAAAAACUCAUUUCUAGAAUAAAAGUGAGAUGGCAAUCAGGACGGAACAGCUCUGGAGAGUUAAAUAUAAAGGAUGCCAUACAGGCAGCUCUUCAGACAUCCGUAAUGGAUGUGCUAUUACCAGAUCCAUUGACAUUUGGCUUCAGGCUUGUUAAAAGCAGUUUCCGACAAGAAUCUGAGAUGCCUGUCGACUUCUCUGGGUCUAAAGGUUCAGUAGUGGCUCAUGACAUGACUCCGAUGGAAGUAAUAGUUCGCAACAACACCAAGGAAAUGAUUAGAAUGAGUCUCAGCAUAACAUGCAGGGAUGUUGCUGGACAUAAUUGUGUUGAGGGUACUAAGGCCACAGUCUUAUGGGCUGGUGUUUUGAAAGGGAUUAUUAUGGAGGUUCCGCCUCUUCAAGAAUCGAAGCACUGUUUCUCUUUACAUUUUCUAGUCCCUGGUGAGUACACUCUAGUAGCUGCUGCUGUGAUUGAAGAUGCCAAUGAUGUUCUCAGAACUCGUGCAAGAACUGAUUCACCUGAUGAACCAAUCUUUUGUCGAGGGCCUCCAUUCCACAUUCGCGUAAUCGGGACUGCUUGACUAUUCUGCACCCUAGGCGAAUGGGUUUUUUCGGGCAUCAUUAUAAUGAAUCACGAUGUUUUCCCACGGUAUGCCCGUGAUUCUUGUCCUAUUGUACGAGUAUGUUGAUGUGCUUGUAAAUUAAUGACUAUACAUGCAUUCUUUCAGAAAUGUAUCGAUUUUGGAAAGCUGAAAGCAAUUACUCAGAAUUUAA
Mercurialis annua (annual mercury) is the source of this 3907-nucleotide messenger RNA. Its product is annotated as trafficking protein particle complex II-specific subunit 120 homolog. The coding region runs from base 130 to 3714 and encodes 1194 amino acids. The record is from RefSeq and is a predicted model, not a curated record. Gene Ontology annotation, cellular component: trans-Golgi network. NCBI's taxonomy places the organism in Eukaryota, Viridiplantae, Streptophyta, Magnoliopsida, Malpighiales, Euphorbiaceae. The transcript is spliced from 10 exons.